AUGUCUGAUAAACCAGCCCGCAAAAUAAUGGAUGGAAGAGUUGGCGAUGGGUUCGUAAUCGCAAAAAACUACGAAGGAAAUUACAAUAAUGCUGUCGGAAUCCCGCUGAAUACGCCGCAUGGCAAGCAUAUGCCGAUUCCAUCAGGAAACGGUCCCGCCGAUCUUACCGUGAUUGAACGUCCAGAUUUUCGCAAGGUCGAUAAACAUGAACGUGUUCACAAAAGCUGCAAGGCUUUCAAACUAUUAAUCUACUUGUCACGAACCCACUUCUAA
Molecule: messenger RNA, 273 nt
Organism: Caenorhabditis bovis
Lineage: Eukaryota; Metazoa; Nematoda; Chromadorea; Rhabditida; Rhabditidae
Source: the annotation of a GenBank genome assembly